Messenger RNA from Symbiodinium natans, 1101 nucleotides. The record is from the annotation of a GenBank genome assembly. NCBI's taxonomy places the organism in Eukaryota, Dinophyceae, Suessiales, Symbiodiniaceae.
GCGAAGCCCAGGCAGCGCCAGAGUUUUGGAGAUACUGCGGCGCCUUUCACAGCUCGGGUAGCGAUGGGCCCCGUGCUCCGCGGAUUUCUGUGCUUCGCGGCAGCCCAGGGUGCCUUGCAGAUGCGCGAGGGCGCGUUGCGCGAGGGCGCGUCGCAGGGAAGGACGGUCUUGGAUGAGCUCCUUAAGGCCUUCAAGAGUGACAAGGGCCUCCUCCUCCGAGAGAAUUUCUCAAACUUUUCUUCUCAGUGGCCCCAGUCAGCAUCUGCGCUCAGAUGGGACUUGCCUCCAGCCCUGUACGUCGUGAAGUGGGAUACGGAGGUCACCGGCCUGGUUUUGCAGCCAAAGAUUGAAGUUGAGUGCGCUUACCCUGUCAACGGCAAUUCCGAAUUUCGGCGGGAUGUGCAAGACCGGAAGGACUUGUGUGGGCGCACCACCAAUCCUGCGGCAGGACGCGAAGCGACCAACAUGAGCGGUGCUUGCAACUUGACUUCACCAAAAGACUAUGCCCAGGCAUAUUUCAACAUUCCUCAACGCCAUCUCCUUGGCUUUCCGGGCUUUUGGAACCUGAACUGGGCAACUUGCCAUUUCGGCACGGUCCCGGAGGCCCUCGAAGCACAAAAGGCUUUGUGGCAGCUUGCAACCGAGCUGCCCCCCGCCACCACGGCCCCGCAAUGGCUUCGAAACGCAUCCAAGGUGGGGUUUGCUCUAACGGCUUUCAACGAGAUCGUCGUGGCUCCGGUCCACUCCACAGAUGUUCGGGCUGUCUUUUGGGCUCAUGCUGGUCCCUUCCGAGACCCCGGCGCAAGUGACUGGAAGGCUUGCAAGCUCGCAGCGUUCCUCAAGACAAACCGCACCUGGCCAGUCAUCGAGGUGGCCGACGUCAUCCUCGAGAGGCCGACCUCCAACUGCGAGGUGAAGUUCGACGCGACUUUCCUUGGCUAUUAUGCCACCAACUCGAGCUGCCUCACGGGAUUCACAGAGGCCGCGAAGAGCUUAGAGCAGCAAGGGCCAGCUCAGGCAGCGAGCAUCUUUCGGCAGCGCGAAGCAGCCGACUUUCUCAAAGCCACCGAGAAGGUUUGUGGUGAAGUCAUCAGGGUUUAG